This is a messenger RNA of Symbiodinium natans, 186 nucleotides long. NCBI's taxonomy places the organism in Eukaryota, Dinophyceae, Suessiales, Symbiodiniaceae. The record is from the annotation of a GenBank genome assembly.
AUGGCUCCAUGGACCCGGAGGUUUACCGAAAGACCCUGCAGGCAGAGCUCCUGCUUCUGGAGGGCAAAAGGGUCGACAAGGUGUUGCAUGCUGCGCAGCUGCACUGGAAUUCUCUGCGGGUUGUGUGUGUGUGUGUCAAGCCCUGUACCAAAGGGCAUCUGUUUUGCACUUAACUUUCCGCAGUGA